Messenger RNA from Pseudomyrmex gracilis, 1296 nucleotides. It is a transcript of the gene mRpL39, whose product is annotated as 39S ribosomal protein L39, mitochondrial. Gene Ontology annotation, biological process: threonyl-tRNA aminoacylation. The coding region runs from base 232 to 1233 and encodes 333 amino acids. The record is from RefSeq and is a predicted model, not a curated record. Gene Ontology annotation, cellular component: mitochondrion. The transcript has 3 exons. Gene Ontology annotation, molecular function: nucleotide binding; threonine-tRNA ligase activity. Lineage: Eukaryota; Metazoa; Arthropoda; Insecta; Hymenoptera; Formicidae.
UGUAAGUGUAUGUAAGGCGCACAAAUGGUCGCGGUAUGGAGCAAUUUCCUAACCGCUUAUUCUAGCCACCGUUCACCAAUGUAACAAAACAAGAUAAUUUUUUGUGCGUUCUAAACGUUAAUUAAGUACUCGCGAUCGAAUUUGGGAUAUGCACUAGAAGAUUAAAUGCGCACGUCACGUUGAGUCAAAUUCAAACUUGUAACCAAUUUUGAUUUGAGGAAGGUUGUAAACAUGUUUUACGGAUGCACGAGGCUCUGCACGGGGCUGAGGUUAUCGGCGCGUGUUCUGCCGUCGCGAUGUGCCGGUACACUGUCCAAAGCGGAGGCGAGAAAGCGAAGGAACGAGCUGUUCGAGAAGGAGAAAAACCGACAACGAUCAGAAUUGGGCAGAAUUGAGAAAAUCGAAGUGACAUACAAGUCUGUAGAGAAUGAAGUGGUGAUGGUGAUGAAUCGCAACAUAUCCACGCCGUACGAUUGCGCCAGACACAUUUCCGAGGGUGUUACCAAGACAGCCGCUAUCGCUGAGGUAGAUGGUCAAAUUUGGGAUAUGCACAAACCGUUCACCGGCAACUGUGAGUUGCAACUCGUCACCAUGCAGACUCCGUGGACACGCGCCGUCAACUCGGCCUUUUGGCGAACGUGUUCGCUGAUCCUAGGCGCUGUGGCGGACAGCGCGUUCAAGGAUAACGUGGAGGUACAUCUCCACAGCUUUCCCAGUCCCGUAGUAGAGUCGGGCAGUUUUAUUUAUGACGUGUUCGUGGAUCUGCCGGAAUGGCAGCCAACCGAUUCGGAACUGCGAGCCAUGUCCGCGCUCUUUGUCAAGUUUUCAAAUCGCGAUUUGCCGCUGGAAAGAUUAGAAGUGCCGCGUACCAUUGCGCUAGAGAUGUUCCAGGACAAUCCGUUCAAGUACGAGCAGAUACCCGAUAUCGCGAAGAACAACGAAAAGGACAGAGUGACGUUGUAUCGUCUGGGAGAUCAUGUGGACAUUAGCAAGGGUCCUAUGAUAGGCAACAGCUAUCUCGUGGGACGCGUUACCGUAUCGGCGGUACAUAAACUUAUAGACAGACCCGUGGACGGUCUGUAUCGUUUUCAGGGAGUUGCCUUGCCCAAGGGUAUUAUACUUAAUUACUUCGCUUAUAGUAUCUUAGAAAAGCGAGCUAAGAAAUUGAACACCGCCACGUGGCAGCCAGUUCAAGUAGAAGAAACAGUCAAUGUAAAUGCAUCUGUAAACUAACAACAUAUAUACUUUACAAUUUAAGAGACAUCUUCGUGUAAAUAAAUGCGUUUUUCAUUCUGA